Messenger RNA from Protobothrops mucrosquamatus (brown spotted pit viper), 2662 nucleotides. RefSeq names its product Kruppel like factor 10 (gene KLF10). The transcript has 4 exons. Gene Ontology annotation, biological process: regulation of transcription by RNA polymerase II. Bases 115 to 1566 code for a protein of 483 amino acids. Lineage: Eukaryota; Metazoa; Chordata; Lepidosauria; Squamata; Viperidae. Gene Ontology annotation, molecular function: RNA polymerase II cis-regulatory region sequence-specific DNA binding; DNA-binding transcription factor activity, RNA polymerase II-specific. The record is from RefSeq and is a predicted model, not a curated record.
CGCCAAGCAGAGCGCCUGAGGCGGGGAGGGGGACGGUGCUUGUCAACAACUGCAGCCCGCCCUUUUAAGCAUCCGUCCGCCGCCUAUAACGCUGCAAGGCUUCCCAUCGGAGUCAUGCUAAAUUUUGGAGAGUCCGCUUUCCAGCACACCGAAGAAGGAAUGGAGAUGAUAGCUAAAAAGCAGUGCCUCAGGAAGUGUUAUUGGAACUAUACCAAUGAAAAGAGUGCUUUUGAAGCAGUGGAAGCUCUCAUGUCCAUGAGCUGCAGCUGGAAAUCAGACUUCAAAAAGUAUGCUGAACGGAGGCCGAUGACACCAGCUUCAGAUACAUCUGAGGAAUUUGAAGACAACGUGCUACCUCCUGCUGAUUUUCGUACAAUACCGGCUUUUUGUUUAACUCCACCCUACAGCCCUUCUGCUGACCUUGAAAUGUCUCAAGCAGUUCAUCCAGCAACAUCAGCGCCCCCUUGUGUACAGAACAAGCCAUGUCCGGACCUUUCUGAUCAAGUCUUUAUUACGGUAUCUCCUAAAGAGACCCAGAAUGUUCCAGGGCCAAGAAUAUUGAGAGCUCAGGCAACCAGUGUCAUUCGCCAUACAGCAGAUGCUCAGCUUUGCAGUAGCAUAACCUGUCCAGCAAGAACAGACCAUGUUAGGAAGUAUGAUGAUAACAUGGGGGAAGCAAACCAGAAUGGCAAUACAAAAUCACAUUCAGAAGACAAUACAGAAGAAAAACAAAAUUUAUCUUGUAAAAACAUAUUGCUGAAUACUGCAUUUUCUGAAGAUAAGCCGUCAACCAUACAAGAAUCCAAAAGUCCAUUACAGACCAUGAGCCCAGUGCCUUUCCAGCAGACUGUACUUGAUACCUCUCCUUCUGUCCUUUGGCCUCCAAAGGUAGCCCCUCCAUCUUCUUUGCAAGUAGGAGGAGUCUCUUCUGUGCCAUUGGUUUGCCAGAUGGUUCCAUUCUCUGCUAACAACUCGCUUGUGACAGCAAUAGUAUCUAACACUCCUUGUGGUCAAUUGCCAUCAAACCUUUGUCAUCCAAUGGUCCUCAUGGGAACUCAAGUUCCCAAACCAGUUAUGUUUGUAGUGCCACAGACUGUUGUACAGAAUGCCAAGGCUCCGGUGACCAGUCCUCACAGCACCAGACUAUCUCCUAUUGCUCCUGCUCCAGGUUUGGCCCCUCCUGCCACAAAGAUCACUCCGUCUGUUGACUCUCUCAGAACAAGAAGCCAUAUUUGUAAUUACCUGGGCUGCGGAAAAACGUAUUUCAAAAGCUCCCAUUUAAAGGCACAUGUUAGAACACAUACAGGAGAAAAGCCAUUCAGCUGUAGUUGGAAAGGCUGUGAGAGGAGAUUUGCCCGUUCUGACGAACUAUCUCGCCAUCGCAGAACACAUACAGGAGAGAAAAAAUUUGCCUGCCCGAUGUGCAGUCGACGGUUCAUGAGGAGUGACCAUUUAACAAAACAUGCACGUCGCCAUUUGUCAGCCAAAAAAUUACCAAACUGGCAGAUGGAAGUGAGCAAGCUAAAUGAUAUUGUUACACCACAUACCUCUGGGGCUGAUCAAUGAAAUAACUUUGUCUAAAGAGGCUGUUUAGCUUUUUUUUUUUUCAGUGUACGACUAGGUACCAAUGGUAAUGUGAAAAAACCUUGCAGAAUAACUGUGGUUUUACAAUAUCAGAUUGGCAUAGAUUGAAACAGAGGCAGUGGCUACCUGUAUACCUUGGGUAUAAUGUAUAGGAUAGCAGGCAUUUUUGUGCUUGGAGUGCUUGGAGAAAGAUGACACGGAAAUGCCAAUGCCAGUUCUGGAAAGAGUUAUUCUUGUGUCGUCUGUAGCUGGGUAUAAACUAGAGAGAGAUGCAGACAUUAGGAUGUGGGAAUGUUUUCAACACUGUUGCAAACAAAAUGCAGAAUCUCAGUUUAUGGUACAGAAUCAGGGAUAAAUUUCAGUAAUACUAGAAUGCUGAAACUUUUAAGUAGAUAUACUUGGUCUUUUCUCAGUUGUGAAUGAUGACGGAAAUAUGGUUAUCAACUUCCUGAGAUUAAGUGUAUGUAUCUUCAUUUCCUGGUAUAUAAAGUAUGGCUAAUUUAGCAAUUCUGUAUAACUUAAGUAUAUCAUUGAGAAAAGUAUCAUAUGGCUGGAUUAUUCUAAAGGCAAAUUUUUACUACUUUGAAAGCAUCACAGUUAGUACUAUUAGCUGUACUUCAACAUAUUUUGUUACUUGUGUGUUUAAAUUGUGUGUUUCUUUUAUACAUUUACAUUUCUAUAUCACUGAAACCUUGAUACACUGCACUUUGUUUAAAGGAUAAUUUAAGAGUUACAAAAGCUUUAUUCUCCAGGAAGAACAUAAGCAGUGUGCUAUGUUGCUUCCUGAAAUUUCUCUAAAAUAGAUUACAAUAGAAGUAUGAUUGACCUUUAUAUGUUAUAGAUAUAUUUUAAAAUGACAUAAAAUUGGAAAAUGGUGGGUUGCUUAUGAAGCAAAGAAAGUCAAGUCAUCAGUCCUAGAUGUGUAUACAAUGAUUUUGCCAUCAUUUUUUCAAUUCUCUUACUAUACUGAAUAAAUAUAAAAUUAUAGAGAGUAUUGUAAUAUCUAUUUUGUGACUACUUAAGAUUUUGCACAAGAUUUCUUAUGUACUUUAUACUUGUUUACAAUAAAUGUAAUUUU